GUCAGCCCUCGGGGACUCCCAAAUGGUCAAGUGCCUCUCACGACCUCCUUCCUGUCUGAAGUCCUCAUCCGACAUUACUGCCAGCCUUUGAACACCCCACACGUUUUUAGACUCUCGAGGUGGCUGGCGGAGAGUUAGUUUGAAGGUUGCUGACUCAAGCUUUCGAGGCCGCUUCCCUCAACACCGCCUCGACAGGAAAAGAACCGCCAACGGGAUUAAAUUUAACCUGAUCACUUGUGCAGCAACACCCUACUGAGCAACUUUGGUUUGGGUGGGGUAGAGACUGCAGAACUUUGGAUUUGUCUGGGGGGGAGGACGUUUUUCUACCAUGAAGCAAACUUGGGACAAGGGUGUUUUUGAGAACGGACGGUCCAAGUUUCCAGGGAAUGGAGCCAGAACUACCACUGAACACCUACAGAGCUCCACAGGAGACAAGCCUGAUAAGUCGUUGGCUCCUCUGGGCGGAGCUCUUGGUGGAGUGGGUCAAAACCUGCUGCUGAGUCCCGCCAGUCUUCAGCUGGCUCAGCUUCAGGCCCAACUUACCCUCCACCGUCUCAAACUCGCCCAGUCCACCAAUACAGCUGCCGCAGCAUCUGUCCUCAAUCAGGUUCUCUCCAAUGUGGCCAUGUCGCAGCCGCUGUUCAACCAGCUUAGAGGUUCCGGCAUGCCCCAAGCUCACGGUGGGUCGUUUCCACCACCACCCAUGUCCUUCCCGCCCCCAAACUCAGCUUUGGGAACACUGGUUGGCAGUGGCUUCAAUCCAAAUCCUACUGGGAUCAGGCCUACCACUUACGGUGGGGGGUCCAACCAGAAUGUCAGUCAACACAAUGAGUAUGGUAAAAAAACCGGUACGUUUUUGACGGAAACAGAUCGACGCCUACAAUUUGGAUUUCACGGAGGGGCUUCAGUUGUGACUAGUAAGGCGUGUGAUGGUGGACAAUAUGGAGGAUCUCAACCCAGAAACAACAUCCAAAGCAAUUUUCAGAGAGACUUCUACUCUUCCGAAUCCCAGGUUAAACCAACAGGAUACCUAGGAGGAGUUAGUGAACAAAAUCUGGGAUCUCGGUCUUCAUCAGCUCCAAAGGAUCAAUGGAAAGGCCCGGUCAACCUGGGAAAAAUGGACAUGGGUACAGGAGCAGGUUCUGGCGCUUGGGUACCAACAGGCCCAGGGUUCAUGGGCCAGAGAGCAGAGCUGUAUAACCCUGAGGAACCCACGGCAGAUCCCAAGUUCAACUCAGCAUGUGGCCCAGGAGUUGGUCCAUCCAUGGGGCAGCAAGGAGGGUUUCAACAGCAGCCCCAGCUUCACCAGGGGGAGGAAGGGGUGAGGAUGUCCUUACAACCUCAUCAGAUCAAUGACUUUCAUGGGACAACACCUUCACACCUACCCCAUCAGUGCACCAUUUGUGAGAAGAAGGUUUACAACUUGAAGGACUGGGACCAGCAUGUGAAGGGCAAAUUACAUCUACAGAACUGUUCGCUUUACACCGAGAGCCCGAUGGUCGGAGGAGUGCACUUCCCUGUGUCGUCUGAAGGAUGUCUCAACAUGGCACUGAGUAACACAAUGGCGUAUUCAUCAGCUGCCGGUCAAGAUGUUUCAACUGGAAAUGCAUCAUAUUUGCCUGCCACAGCCAUAAAGUCAUUUCCUCUCACAGGGGUGGGAUUUAAUUCACAUCAAUCUGAAGUAAAGUUUCUUCAGCGUAAAGCGUGUCCUGGUCGUGUCGUCCACAUCUGUAACUUGCCUGAGGGCAGCUGCACUGAGAAUGACGUCAUCAACUUGGGUAUUCCCUUCGGGAAAGUGACCAACUACAUCCUCAUGCGCUCGACGCAUCAGGCUUUUCUGGAGAUGGCAUAUGUGGAGGCGGCUCAGGCUAUGGUGCAGUACUACCAGCUGCAGCCAGCUACAAUCAACGAGCAGAAGUUACUGAUCCGCAUGUCUAAGAGAUACAAGGAGCUACAGUUGAAGAAACCAGGUAAAGAUGUACAGUCUAUAAUUCAGGACAUCAAUUCCCAGAGAGGACGAGAUGAAAUGCAGGAGACUGACAGAUACCUCCCAGAACGAGCAAGAUCGCGCAGUCCGGUGAGCCGUUCUCAAAGUCCUCGCUCUCACAGUCCAAGCUUCACUUCAUGUAGUUCUGCCCACAGUCCACCAGGGCCACCCGGUCGACCCGACUGGAGCAACGGAAUGGGGCCACGGCGGGGCUCCUGGGAUUGGUCAUCCCAUUUGCGUGGUGAUGAUGACCCACGUGACCGAGAUGUCUGGAGGAAUGGUGAGGAAGACAGACCCAAUGGUUGGUUGUCUGAACGCAGGAAGCCCUAUCUUAAAUCAGGAGACCGGAAUAGUCCCCGUAUGGGGCCUGGAGAUGAGCGAGGCAGAGACUGGUACCCUCGUGGAAGUCCUCAGGGUUCCUCUUUCUCCUCCUCUUACCACUCCAUAGAUGACUUUUACAAGAAAGAUUCAUUGUACAAGAGCGAUAAACAAAGCAGGUCGCAACAUCACAGGCAUGAGGGUAAAUCUAAAAGGAGGGAAGGUGGAGACCACAGACCUCGGCAUUCAGAAUCAGAUGUGAUAGAUGACACCAGCUCUAAUCGGAUGGCCGAAGACAGAGGACGUAGCAAGAGGUCGAGCCGGAGGCAAGAGAAAGAAGAGCGGGAGUCUGAGAAUCAGAAAGAAGAAAAUCCAGGCAAAGAAAUAUCUUCCUCUCCUCAUAACAUCAAACCUUCAGAGCCCAAAAAGUGUGAAAGAAAUGGAGACAGUGAGGGUUUAGAUAGUGGAGAUGAUGGAGAGGAAGAGUCCUGGUAUCCUAAAAGCAUGGAGGAAUUGUUGACCGUUGAUGAAGUUGGAGGAGAGGACGACUCCAUUGUAGAGCCUGAUCUACCUGAGCUUCAAGAGGAGGACCAGAACGUGGAGGCUGGAACGCAGGCAGGAGUCAGUCCUAACCCCAGUGAGAAGAACACCCCAAAACAGAGUGAGGAAUCCAGUCUGGACCCUUCCACUCUUCCAACUCUGGAUUUGGCUCUGGAAGAAAGUUCCAUUGGAGCUCAGCCCAGCCCCAAAGAGAUGUCCCCUGCCACGUCUCUUCAAGAGCAGCCCAUCUCACAACUUAUCCAGUUUCCCUCUCAGGAGUUUAAGACAGCUUUGGAGCAAAGUUGUACGUCCACGGAAAUGGAGCCGGACAUCAACGCAACCACACCAGCUGGUCCACCCAACCAUGACAGCUUGUGUGAAAAUGGGAAAUUAACAGACACGCAGUUGAGCAACGAUGAGAGAAAGGUGAUAGAGAUGUACGACAAGAAUCCAUGUCUCAAACCAGAUGGUGAGAAGACAGAUAUCCCUGACACGUCACCUGCUUCUUCAACUCAGACGACAGACGUCUCGGCCAUCUUGCCCUCCCAUGAGCAGCAGAAAGCCAUCAGUGAGCACAGCAUACCGUUAGGUGUUGAGUUCAUCGUGCCAAGGACAGGGUUUUAUUGCAACUUGUGUGGCUUGUUUUACACCAACGAGCAAAUUGCCAAGACGUCACACUGUCGGAGUACAAUUCACUACAGGAAUCUACAGAAGUAUCUAUCACAGUUGGCUGAGGAAAGUCUUUUAAACUUUCACACUGGGUCGGAGAACACGGAAUGAAGCAUAUGUAAAGAGCAGGUUUGCGAAGCAGCCAGGACAACACAAAACAGGAGAUACAGAGCAGCUGUAUCUUUUAACACAUGAGCACAUGAAGUUUUAAGAGUGAUUAGGUAAUGACUUUACUUAAACGGAAAUAGUCAACACAAAAAUGAAAGUUCUUGUAGCAUUAUCGUGUCUUUAAGAAUGUUCACACUUUUGUUUUCCACACAAUAAAAGUGUUUAGGCCUGUUGGGUUGCUCACUUAACAUCAUAAUGUCAUAAAUAUUCAAAUAUCAAUGUCUCAGGGUAUACAAAUAUACAGCGUGAAAUCAAAACACCAGAGUAAUUUUUAACCUAUAUUAUCAUGUGUAGCAUAUAAAACAACACAGAAUGUCAUUUUUUUAUAUAAAAUAUAUUUUCCAAUACAGCUACAUGGCUUUAAAGCACAAAUGUGAAGAUAAAUGUAAAAACAGCAUCUACAUUUGUUAGAAUAACAUUUUUGGAUUCAUGGGCAUUUAAAUGACAUGAACGACAAAUUUUCAUUUUGGGUCAAACCCUUCGUUUGGGUCACUGUCCUUAUACAUAGGACGCAAGAUAAUAUUUGUAUCCUCUAUUGUCCAGCAAAGUAUUUUUAUUAAACUGUGAACAAUAUUAUGUAUCAGAAUGUGAAAAGCACUGAUAAGUGUAGUGUUUACAUCGUCUGCAUCUGCCUCAUUCAUAUUAAGAACUAACUUGCAAAUAUAUAGAUUUUUCUCUGUUGUGUACAUAUAUAUCUUUAGAUUUUCAGAAGUGCCUAAUUUAAAUUUGAAGAGGUAAUUCAGAUUCAUCCUCAGGUUUUUUCGUGAAUGUUUGCCUGUCUUGAUUGCUAUUUUAGUGUUUAAUUAUUAACUGCAGGUCUUGAUUUUAUUUCAGUGGUUGAAUAUUUUAACUUUCAGAGCGCCUUAUCAUUUUAAGUGUAAAGAGACUUCAGUUUUAAAGUGCCUUAGAAUAAAACAGAAAAAAGAUAUUAGCCUACUGUUGGUUAUAUUAUUUUUAUUUUGCUUCAUGUCAUUACUGUACACAGAUCUUUAGGGAUUCUUUAACUGGACCAUGUUUAUUGUUGUGUAGUGUGUGUUGUUAAGAUAGUAUUUUAUUAAAAUAGUUCUGAGACUUUUUUGUUUUAUAUAAUGGCAUCCCGAUUUUUAAAAAAACAGUUCUGUAUAAUUGCUAUGGGUUGCUUUGGUGCAAAUAUUUAAAUAAACUUUAUGGAAAUGACGUUGUCUUGUUGAC
Molecule: messenger RNA, 4873 nt
Organism: Triplophysa dalaica
Lineage: Eukaryota; Metazoa; Chordata; Actinopteri; Cypriniformes; Nemacheilidae
Gene: rbm20
Product: RNA binding motif protein 20
Exons: 14
Coding region: 329-3625 (1098 amino acids)
Biological process (GO): regulation of RNA splicing
Cellular component (GO): nucleus
Molecular function (GO): zinc ion binding; mRNA binding
Source: RefSeq, a predicted model, not a curated record